Molecule: messenger RNA, 1530 nt
Organism: Penicillium salamii
Lineage: Eukaryota; Fungi; Ascomycota; Eurotiomycetes; Eurotiales; Aspergillaceae
Source: the annotation of a GenBank genome assembly
AUGCACGUCGACGAUGUAUCUGGGAGCGACCCGGCUCUCAAAAAUACAUUGACACAUUUGAACACCCUGCUUCAACCUUUGACCUCGAAGGAGGACUAUUCUUUCCAUUCUUCGCUGACACCUUUGAUGCCAAACAUAAGAUUACUGCCUGCCGCGUUGGUCAUUGGGAUGUUACAACGGUUCAAGACACGUUAUCCCAUAUUCCUAUCCUCCUAUGCUGUGAAUGACUUGAAGUUGGUAGAGGGUCUCUGCCAGAGCAUCUACUUCCCAAUCAAGUCAAUCAGCAUUGGGCAAAUUGCAAGUAUGCAUGGGAUCUUUUACUGUCUUCUCAAAGAGUAUGAGGCCAUGAAAGACCCACUCUGUCAGCAGUUUGACUUCCCAGCCCAGAUUGCCCAAUGUGAGAAGAAUUUCAUCAUGGCACUUGAGACAUACGAAAUCAUGUCGGUGCCUUCGUUUGAUAACAUAUUAGGAUUGACAAUGGGGGCUAUUAAAGCACAAGGAGAAGCUAAGCCAUUCUUAUACUCAAGUCUCAUCUCAACGGCUGCUACACACUGCCAGACACUUGGAUACCAUCGUGACAUGACGCACCAAAAUCUGCCAGCGGAGAAGGCAGAAAACAUGAGACGGCUGUUCUGGGCAGUCUACGUCUUUGACAAAAACACGUCUCUCUUGCUAGGCAAAGCAUCGCAAAUCCAAGAUUGUGAAAUCGACACAAGAUAUCCUUUGGUACCCCUUGACCCGUCCCUUCGGCCUUGGGAUGAGUCUUUUAUUCUAGGAAUCAAGCUGGCAAAUCUCCAGGGCAGAAUCUAUGGUGAUCUCUAUUCAGCCGGCGCGUCAUCGAAAUCUUCAUAUGACCGAGCCGACGCUAUCAAUCAACUGGUAGCUUCUAUGGAGCAGUGGCGGGUCGAUCUUGAAAGUAUUGACAGCACCGGCGUGAAUAACCAACAAGUCUUUACUCUGUCCCGGGGAAAUUGGGAUAUCAUGUACUACUCAACACUCACAUCCAUUUUCCGCGCAGCAUCGCCACAAGGAACAGGCUCGGAGAUUAACGCAGACUGCUUCCGAGCAGCCCGUCUCGGGUUGAAAUCCCAUCUCAGCUGUUUCCCCCAUGUCCUUCUAUUCUCAUCCUUUACACCUUUCAUCGUAACAUUCCUCCACGCCGUGGCAUCAAAAAGCCCAGACGAUAUCCAAAUCCUCGAAGAUGUAGUCGACACAUUAAAAGGCGUUAAAGAAGCAUCACGCGCCUCAAGACGUCUUUAUAAACUAUGCAGCACAUUCGCAUACCUUGCAAAGGUACUAUCUCAAAUGAGCGGCUCAUUUGUCGGAAUCUACAACCCCCGUCAAGACUCCCUGCAAUUAGCAAAUGGGUCAAGCCAGCCUGUGUUUCAACCUGAUCUUUUCCAGAAUGCUUUGGAUGUUGAUUUCACGGAUUAUCUCAGUCCGAUGGGUGUAUCUGCCGUUCUGGAUGGGUGGGCUAAGAGACAGCCUUUGUCGAUGAAUGUUUUUGAUUUCAACUCCAUUUCCGAGUAA